UCCGAUGUACCGGACUUGCAAUGGAUAUUAGACUAGCUCCAGAAGUAUUACAUGCGGUACCGGUACACUGUACCGCUACAUCGUAGUUGGCUAGCGACGAUACCGGUGCCGGUAGGUACCUACUGGUACAAGCUACGGUUAGGAUGCAUUCCCGCAGGAACGACAAUUUGUGUGGCGGGAGAAGACAGUCGACGUGCUCUUGUCCGUUGGAUUCGGGAUGAGAGAUUUGGUAUUUAGAACUCCCGGUUGGCAUCAGCAGACUUAGUGAGACUCCAAAACCACAGCCACAUGUUCUCUCAUCGAAUGAAGAUGGCAUACUGUGCUAUUACCCCCGGUAUGCCUGUGCUGGUGCUGUGCUGUGCUCAAAGAUCGUUGACACAAAAUGGAACUUCGCUUGAUGACUAGUCCACUACCUACCGAUUUCAGCCGCGAUGAGCUGGAUGCUAUUGAAAUCGUGACAUUGGUUGGGGAGGAACACAAGGCGGGGGAGCAAUUGCAGGUUCGGGUGACUCAGUCUCAUUCAUCGACAAUGCCUGCAAAGAAAACGAGAAUGAAGCUGUGCACGUGUGUUGAAUCAAUCCCUUCGUUGGAAGCCUUAUCUUUGUCAUCAUUCUCUCAGGAACUCAGUUGUGAUGAAAGCUUGUCCGAGGCUCCGAAGAAAGCCGAUGAUACCAUACCUCCCAGCGAUGCCGGCUGCGUCACCGAUAGAUUUGUUCGCUUGCUUUGCCCCUUUCAGGUGGACGAAAGCGUUCAGAACAGCCGCCAUCCUUUUGGUGCAUCCAAUAUGAUUAAAGCCUCUCGAGCAUGCAUUCCUAGGAAGUGGGAGGGAUCCCCAGAGCGAGUGACCAGGAAAAGAAACAUCAGAAAUCGAAAGUCUGCGACGCACGCUGCGACCUUAGUCAAGCAAUGGCAUUCCCCGGUUGAACCCAUCCCAUUCAAGGCGUCGAGGACAACUGUUUCCCACCGAAAAGUGGCUCCUCCUCCAAGUGAAUCUUCUGUCUUUUAUGACAGCGAACCUGAAGUUGCCUCCACUCCCAGGUACAAAAAGCACCGCCCAAAGCCAUUGGUAUUAGACGACGCCUCCGACUGUCCAAGAGAACCUGUGCCAGUACAGAGACACUCUUCCCAAAACCUCCAUUUCUUUAACUCCCCCAGGUCUGUCAUAGACAUGCCUGAUCUUUUGAACGAUGACGAUGAUGAAACAAGGGAUUACAUCAAGGCUGGAAUGGAUCAUAUUUACAAGCUGGUCUGGCACCAAGCUCCAUCCCUCGCAAAAUCCAGUGGGGCUUCUCAGAUGAGUCAGCCAGCACCUUUGGCAGUGACUGGUUGGUAUGAGUAUGGUUCUACACUGAGCUCCUCGGUCGUAUUCCCAAAGUUUGUGUUUCGACCCACAGUUGGGGAAAUUCAAAGGGAACCCAAUUCAAUCCAGCUACUCACUAUUACCAGCGUGCUCAAGCCAAACACUAUUGACAGAGCAACCUAUCCGUUUGCAAGGCUUGAUCGAAGCUGCUGCAUAGUGACACAUGAGGGCACCCGCUUUGUCUUUGAAGCUGCCUGUUCUCAGAGCCGUGAUCUCUUUGUGGACAGGAUGAAGGUGAUUGUGGCACGUCUAGCUUCCAGUGUCAUUGUUCAUGAUGAGUCAAUGUUGCAAGAGUUCUUUUUGCCCUCUGGAGCCGAGUCAUUUGCUGAUUUCAAUGAAGUUGAUGGAGCCACUGAAGAAUGCACACCCUGUUCCAGUGACAAGCUGCUGUUGUAUUCGCAUUGACUCCAUUGCAUUGUCCAUCAGGGAAUUUGUGUUCUGUUCGUUGGAUGGUGUAGUUUGGGGUCAAUUAUUGCUGCUGCUGCACAGCAGGAACCAGCUCCUUGUUUGCCAGUCCUGUGUCAUGUCAAAUAAUGGGUGAUGUGAUCGCUUUGCCCAGGAAGCAGUGGGAGCACAAAUCAGAUUGAAUAUGGUGUGCUUAUCAAUCUCCCCCACCCCUUUGUUGUCAAGCUGCAUGUGAUGUUGAAGUGACCCGCAACAUCAAAUGGUAUAGAGAAUGGUCAAAAGCCAGUUCAUCCUAGCUCUAGGGGCAAAUCCAAACCCUUUGAUUUUAUUCUAGCAAAUUUGCUUCUGUUGACCUUUUCCGAUUGCAGUUCAAGCUCACAGAUGACCGAGUAGUGGUUCUUUAGAAAGC
This is a messenger RNA of Seminavis robusta, 2174 nucleotides long. Lineage: Eukaryota; Bacillariophyta; Bacillariophyceae; Naviculales; Naviculaceae. The record is from the annotation of a GenBank genome assembly.